Mya arenaria is the source of this 1637-nucleotide messenger RNA. RefSeq lists its product as uncharacterized. Bases 387 to 1304 code for a protein of 305 amino acids. NCBI's taxonomy places the organism in Eukaryota, Metazoa, Mollusca, Bivalvia, Myida, Myidae. The record is from RefSeq and is a predicted model, not a curated record. Gene Ontology annotation, cellular component: plasma membrane. Gene Ontology annotation, biological process: adenylate cyclase-activating G protein-coupled receptor signaling pathway. Gene Ontology annotation, molecular function: G protein-coupled receptor activity. The transcript is spliced from 2 exons.
ACACAUACCAUUCUACAUUUGAAAAUAAUUUUACACCACACUUGGUUUUCGUUUUGGCACAGGAUCUUCCCGGUAGGCUGUAAGAAAUACGGAGAGCUAAUUGCAUACUUAGAUUAACUAGGAAUUAUGAUGCACUAAUAAAAAAAAUAUGAAUAAAAAAACGUGUACAAAAUGGACUACUUAUAAUACUUUGGGCUUAAGUGUUGACGUUCAAUGUGUAAAGUGUUUGAUAUUAACACCUCAAAUUAUCUUAAGUUUUUAUGUGGCAGCAUAUUUAAAAGAAACUUUUUAUAAUUACUGACCACAGAGAGGGAAAUGUAUAAACAAAAGUAUUGACGCAAACAUUUUCAGGAUAUUAUAUACUAUAUGUCAGAAUAGAUUAGACAAUGGAGAAUAACACCAGUGAUGAGGAGUCGUUCAAAGAUGGCUACGAUAUUCCCGUGUACGGACUUAACAACGGAACGUUUCUGGCCAUCCACAUUCCCGCCAUACUGUGUAUCGUGACGAGUUUCACGUGUGCAGUGACCUCUGUCGUGCUGUCAUUCAGGCACCGGAACUACAAGUCGUUUUUCAGGCAGUGGUCCAAGAGUGAGAGGUUCGUUGUUUACCUGGCGGUUUGUGACAGCCUCUUCAACGUGUCACAUUUCGCCGACCACCUUCACAUCGUGAUCGUCCGAAACCAUGUUUAUCCAAAGGAGUUGUGUGAGUUCUAUGGCUUCAACCUCGCCUUGUUCAUAACGGCCCAGAAUCUCAUGGUGAACGUGGUGGCCGUCAACGCUUUUAUGCUCAUGUACUUUGACCGGGACAUCAACUUCGGGCGCUAUGACUGGCGGCUGCUCACGUGGAUGUUCGGCGCUCCGUUUCUGGGAGCAACCAUUGCCGGUAUAUUCGGCCAGCUCGGAACCAACGGAUCAUUUUGCUACUUUGACGGGAUCAAGGGCCGGAUAACAAACACGUUUUUCACGACGGUACCUCUGUUGAUCGUUCUUGUCAUGAACAUCGUGCUCUACAUCCUCACAUGGAAUCAGAUCCGGAAGCAGUGUAACGAUAUCAAGGUGUCACUUGGCCCCAUGCCCGCCUCCAUGCGGGCGUCCCACCGCGCUGCCCGCGCCAUGUCACUAUUUGUGGCUGCGUUCUUCAUCCAGUGGUGGGCCAUGGCGCUAUACGGCAUAUGGGGACUCGGUACAGACGACGUGCCGCAGCCUAUCUUCCAUUUUGUUACCACGUUCUCUAACAUUGGCGGUUUCCUCAACCUGGCAGUAUUCCUCAUCAUCCGCCGGUGGAAGGACGUCAAUAGAGGAUAACCACUCCACGGAGCAGUUCAAGGGUUUCAGCACAUUUAUCAUCAUUCCCGGGACGUGUCAAUUGCGCCACGGUGGUCGAGAAUUACGCGAUAGAACGAACUGUUCAGGAAAACCUCUACGCCGUCUCGCAUGAUCAUCACUGACCCAGGUGCGAGGGUGCUUCGUCUGAAGAUACGUUAUGUAAGUUUCAUAACGUAGCAUCAGACGAACCACCCCUAAUGUGCUAUGUAUAGACAGAGUAGUUAAGAAAUACUGUUUCAACCACUGUGCGUCAAAUGAGUUAGUUGCAACAGCGUGUAUCUUCAAAUAUAUAUAUAUUUUGUUUACUUGUAA